Messenger RNA from Aspergillus luchuensis, 1161 nucleotides. RefSeq lists its product as uncharacterized. Lineage: Eukaryota; Fungi; Ascomycota; Eurotiomycetes; Eurotiales; Aspergillaceae. The record is from RefSeq and is a predicted model, not a curated record. The transcript has 4 exons. The coding region runs from base 1 to 1161 and encodes 386 amino acids.
AUGUUUCUAUUCACAUCACAAAAACGGUUCGGCCGGCUGAUUCUCUAUGCGCUGGGGGUGCUCGGGAUCAUCCUCAUUCUAUGGCAGUUGCCCUAUGCUCGGCCCACCGUGCGGAUAGGAGCUAGAAGCGCCCGGUCUCAGCUCGAGGAUAUCAGGAACGAGACUCUGGGGGUCCAGAAAAUAUUUGCGAUCAAUCUGCCUAGCAGGGUUGACAAGCGCGACAACCUUGUCCUUGGCUCUUCAGUCAGUGGGUUUAACAUCGACUGGGUAAACGGUAUCACUCCCGACGAGGUUGACCCCAGGACGUACCCUUAUAACUGGAACUAUGACCACAAACCUACCGAGUAUGGAGCUCGACGAGCUCAUGUGAAUGCCAUGCAACGAAUUGUUCAUGAGAGACUGGGAAGUGCCAUGAUCAUGGAGGAUGAUGUCGACUGGGACGUAAACCUCAAGACCCAGCUACAGAGUUUUGCUUUCGGCGUCCGGGCUCUCCAGGGUGCGGAUAACAAGGUGACCAUUUCACCGUACGGUGACGACUGGGACAUCAUCUGGCUUGGUCACUGUGGCGUGUCAUGUCGAGAAAACGAUCCAUAUUUCGUGAGCUCGAAUGAUACAACCGUCCUCCCGCCACAUCACUUCCUGCCCUACUGGCGCGAUCCACCCUCAUUCGGGGUACCAGACUAUAGCCGUCUAACCUGCGCCGUCGACGACGCAGUUUGCUCGAUUGUCUAUGCUGUGACCUACCGUGGUGCUCAGAAAAUCCUGGCCGCUCUUUCCGUGAACCCGACAGGUCUCGCCGAUAAAAUCGACAUUGGUGCUCAGUUCGACGUAUCGCUCGGUCGCAUGUGCGGCAAUGGCUAUCUCCGGUGCUUUGCGGUCUACCCAUCCUUAACAGGUGGAUAUCAUCCCGCUGGGCCCUCCUCGAAGGAAUCUGAUAUUCAUGGCGGGAAUGAGGACGUCCAUCCCAUAUCCAGUCACGGGGUUAUGUACAGUACGAUGCUAAACAUCAACCGCAUACUGGCUGGAGAGGAUACGGUUGUUUCCAACUGGGAUGACGCCCCUGUUCCAGUGAUUAAUCCGGCGAAUGUUUCAAUGACUCGGGGAUCAAUGAUCAUUUCUGCAGACAACGACGAGUAUAGUCCUUCAAUUGUCAACCCGUAA